AUGGCCGCGGCGCCGGACGACGUCGCAAUCCGGGUGCACCCGCGGCGGGGCAGCAACGUGAUCCACCCAGUGUCUCUGGAAGCUCCGCCGCCGCCCCCCGCGUCUCAGAACGCCGUCGUUUGCCGGGAAUUGAAGCAUUUCAAGAAAUGGUUCCCGUGGCUGAUACCUUUCUUCGUGGCGGCUAAUGUCGUCAUGUUUGUUAUUACAAUGUAUGUGAACAAUUGUCCUAAAAAUUCUGCGUCCUGCUUUGCUUCUGGGUUUUUGGGGAGGCUUUCGUUUCAGCCGUUUAAGGAGAAUCCCCUUCUCGGGCCUUCUUCCACAGCGCUAGAGAAGAUGGGUGCUUUAGACGUGGGUAGAGUUGUGCACGAGCAUGAAAUUUGGCGCUUGAUCACCUGCAUAUGGUUGCACGGUGGAGUUUUCCACCUACUCGCCAACAUGCUGAGCCUCUUAAUCAUCGGCAUUCGACUCGAGCAGGAAUUCGGAUUCUUGCGCAUUGGUUUUCUUUACCUCUUGUCGGGAUUUGGUGGGAGUUUGAUGUCGGCUCUGUUUAUCCAGUCGAACAUAUCGGUCGGUGCUUCGGGUGCGCUAUUCGGCCUGUUGGGAGGAAUGCUUUCGGAACUUAUCACUAAUUGGUCGAUAUAUGCUAACAAGGUGGCGGCCUUAUUGACACUAGUGACGAUUAUUGUGAUCAACCUUGCGGUGGGAAUCCUCCCGCACGUGGACAAUUUCGCCCACAUUGGAGGGUUCAUGUCGGGCUUUCUUCUGGGCUUUGUUUUCUUGAUUCGCCCGCACUUCGAUUGGGUUAGCCAGAGAUAUGAUAAUAGCCCAAAAUUCAAGGCGUACCAACGCAUACUUUGGAUGCUUUCGUUCAUCCUCAUGAUAAUCGGGUUAAUCGGAGGAUUGGUUUUGCUUCUUCAUGGGGAGGACUUAAACGAGCAUUGUUCGUGGUGCCAUUACCUUAGCUGUGUCCCAACUUCCAUGUGGAACUGCAAUACGCAGCCCGUCUCGUGUCAGGCCGAGCAAAUGGAGAAUCAGUACACUCUGACGUGCUCGAACGGGAGCAGAAACGGUACAUUCUCGCUCGUUAGCCCAACUCCUGAGCAGAUACAUGGAUUGUGUCUCCAGCUUUGUGGAUAG
Molecule: messenger RNA, 1137 nt
Organism: Striga hermonthica
Lineage: Eukaryota; Viridiplantae; Streptophyta; Magnoliopsida; Lamiales; Orobanchaceae
Source: the annotation of a GenBank genome assembly